Molecule: messenger RNA, 3090 nt
Organism: Trichoplax adhaerens
Lineage: Eukaryota; Metazoa; Placozoa; Uniplacotomia; Trichoplacea; Trichoplacidae
Exons: 27
Coding region: 1-3090 (1029 amino acids)
Biological process (GO): protein polyubiquitination
Cellular component (GO): nucleus; ubiquitin ligase complex; cytoplasm
Molecular function (GO): ubiquitin-ubiquitin ligase activity
Source: RefSeq, a predicted model, not a curated record
AUGGAAGAGAUCAAGAAUGAUAGCAAUCCAUCGCAGCAACAUCAGCAUGGAUGUCAUGAUCCAGUAAGAGAAGAGACCGUCGACAACAACGUUAUGGAGGUCGCCGAGGUAGAUACCGAUGAAGAGUUUGCAUCCAAUCCUUUUAGCCAAUUGUUUGAGUCAUUACAACAUGCUAAAACUGCUGCCAAAAGAUUUAAGAACGCCACGGAUUUGAAGGAAACCACUUUAAUAGGCCAAAUGAAAAUGAACCUUAAGGACUCAGCUGAACUUCUUCAACUUGAUAUCACCGCAGACGAAUUAAUUGUCAAUGAUAUUCUACAACGAAUUCUACUAGUGACUGCAGAUAAACAUUUUUCAAAACGUGCUGAUAAGAUAUCUGUAAAAAUACCACAGACAAUUGUGCUAUUGCCAUUAAGUAAUGAGUUAACUGAAGACCGUUGCUGUUUGAACUUCGAUAUUGUCGAUGAGGCACUCAUAGAACGUCUCAGUAUGGCUGAUAUUCACCCAAAUGUCAUAACGUUUCGUCCCUCAAAUAAAGCAAAAGAUGACCAAAGCUAUCGCGUCUCUUUAGCCCUAGUAGCUGAACCUAAUCCUAUUGUUUAUUUAUUCGAAUGUCAUCGUAGAGCUCGUUUAGUCUUACAAGAACAAUCGGCAGAUAAUCAGUGUAGUAGACAAGCUGCAGAAAAAUGCAAAGUUAUCGUAGCGACAUUUGUUGGCUCUUGCUUACUAACACCUGAUAUUCUAUCAGGUCAAGAUACAAACAAGCAGUUCGACUCAUUACUUACUGAUAGGCAAUACUCUGGAACGCCCGAAUUGUACGAAUUUUUGAAAGACAUUCUAAUUUCUUAUCCAGACACAAAUGACAUUGAACAGAUCUUUCAAUACAGCAUUGCACCAAUUUUUAAUAUUCAGAGCAUUAAAUAUGAAGACAUCCAUCCUAAACUUAUACGUCUGUGUAAUUUUAGUCAACAUGAGCACUUAUUAAAGUUCUUAAUAGAGUCAAGUCCUUGGCUUCCUAAGGGUUUAAACGUGACAGGAAAAUCUUUCGAGCGGACUUUAUUAGGCUCUCUGCUAUGCUACAGCUCAAUUGUUCCAGCCUUACCUUUAUUACAAGGCUUCGGCUUUACAACCUUACAUACCCUAUCACCAGAUUUCUCAAACCCAACCAUGAUGCGACCUGCUCAAGUAGAACAUAUCACUAGUUCUCUCCGAACUCAGAGGGAAUACGUUCUAGAAUUAAUAUUUACGAGCGCAUCACAAAUGCAUUUUCAUGAAUUAGCUGGUGACGCAUUCUUUCUAAAUUUAUCUUCCAUUCUUAUGGAAUUAUGUGACCCUUUUAUGAUUAUAUCUUCCCCGAAACUUUUAAAAAUUGACCCAGAAGCUUGCAUAGCUAAAAGCAGCGUAACGCAAGCUCAUGGCAUUUUCAGGCUAAAUCUUUAUAAUGAGACUAAAUUAGCUGAUCAGACUUCAUCAGCGUUGCCUACCACAAUUACUGUGUACAAAAAUUUGAUGGAACGCCUUGCAAAGUUGCAGAAUAUGGUAAGUACUCCAGAAGGGCUUGCCAAUACGAAUCUACGACAAGAAUUUGAAGCUGGUGUUUCACAGCAACUUGCUAUGAAGGCGCAUGUUUUAGACCCCAAACUUUUGGAGCGCAUACUGAAUUUCUACAAUGUAACGGCCGCCUGGGCUUUACAAAUUUCUAAUACCGACGGAAAACAUUAUAAUCAAAUCGAUUUAAAUCAAGAAAUGUUAUCUACUUCUAUCGAGGUACCAAAGAAAUUUGCCAUGCUGCCGGAGUUCAUUGUCGAUAGUUUAACCCAAUUUAUCAUCUUUCUUGGGCACUUUGCUCCGGAGAUUCUAGAAAUGCAAUGCGCUAAGUUAGAACCCCUUGUUAUCUUCAUUACUGGUUUAAUGGGAAGUUCAAAAUUCGCCAAAAAUCCUCAUGUACGUGCUCAGUUAGCUGAUGCUUUGGCUCGCUUAGUUCCUAAUGAUGCACAUAAACGCAUGUUAGAGCAAAUUUUCUUGGAAAGUAAGCAAAUUCAAGAUAGUUUGGCACUAGCAGUCCUUAAUGUUUACGUUGACAUCGAAAAGACAGAUAAUUCCGUUGAAUUUGAGCAAAAAUUCAGUUAUCGACAUAAUAUCUACAAUAUUUUAGAAUAUUUGUGGACUGUUCCUGCUUACAAAGAAAAAAUGAUAAAACUUAGCGAAGAGGUAACUGUUGGAGAGCAAGGACUAAAAGACGUUAUUUUUUUGCGAUUUAUUCAUUUGCUUACCAACGAUGCUGUCUUUCUACUCGAUGAAGCACUAAGUACUUUAUCAGAUAUUAAGAAAUUACAGGAGGAAUUAGCAGAUGAGGAACUUAGUAGCCAAGCCAGACGAGAGAAAUUGCAACAACUAAGCUUUUCUAGCAGAAUGGCUCGCUCGCUAAACAUUCUUGGAAAUCAAACUGUUAAUGCCCUUACAUUGUUAACACAAAGUAUUGUUAGACCUUUCACCGAAAUUGGAAUGGUGGAUAGAAUUGCUUCAAUGUUAAACUACUUUUCUGUACGACUAGCUGGACCGAAACGCGGUACUUUCAAGGUGAAAGAUUUUUCCGAAUUUCAUUUUAAGCCCGAUCAACUUAUUUGCAAUAUUGCACUGAUUUACACGCAAUUGGGCCAAUCGGAGAGCUUUUGUAAAGCGAUAACGGAAGAUGAAAGAAGCUAUACGCCACAACUGUUUUACCAGAUAGAGCGAGUUUUAAAUAAAUUGGCUCGACUAGAUAUUGUAUCAGAAUUUAAAGAAUUACACGACAAAGUUACCAAAUUUGCAGCUGAGAAGAAGGAAAUUGAGGAGGCUAUGCCCGAACCUCCUGAAGAGUUUUUGGAUCCGAUAAUGAAUACAUUAAUGGUUAAUCCGGUAAUAUUACCUACGUCUGGAAAAAUUAUGGAUAAGGCAACAAUCACGCGGCACUUAUUUAGUAGUCAGAAUGAUCCAUUUAACAGACUGCCGUUGCAGCUGGAUGAUCUAGUUCCGCAUCAGGAGCUCAAAGAACGAAUAGAGCAGUGGCUAAGAGAUAACAAGAUAAUAUUACCGGAUCAAAAUGAUUAG